Messenger RNA from Andrographis paniculata, 2450 nucleotides. Its product is annotated as TOM1-like protein 9. The record is from RefSeq and is a predicted model, not a curated record. Gene Ontology annotation, biological process: protein transport to vacuole involved in ubiquitin-dependent protein catabolic process via the multivesicular body sorting pathway. Gene Ontology annotation, molecular function: ubiquitin binding; phosphatidylinositol binding. Lineage: Eukaryota; Viridiplantae; Streptophyta; Magnoliopsida; Lamiales; Acanthaceae. The coding region runs from base 209 to 2110 and encodes 633 amino acids. The transcript is spliced from 10 exons.
UCUAAUAACGGACUGGAUAGAAAACCAGCGAUUGAUCCGCCCAAGAUAGCAACGUUGGGGUAAUUGUUGCUCUACAGUUUGAUUCACGCAGGGAAAUUCGAUUGUUUGGAAGAGAUGCCUGGGUGAUUUUGAUAGGUUUUUGUGCCUGCGGCAAGGGGGUCGGCUUCGAUUUUUGCUUUUUCUCCGGUAGGGUUUUGGGGAGGGAACGAUGGUUAAUUCUAUGGUGGAGAGGGCGACCAGCGACUUGCUGAUUGGGCCUGAUUGGGCGAUGAAUAUUGAGAUCUGUGACAUUUGCAAUCGUGAUCCUGCACAAGCAAAAGACAUUGUGAGAGGUAUAAAAAAGCGUCUUGGUAGCAAGAAUUCGAAAGUCCAGCUUCUUGCCUUAACAUUAUUAGAGACCGUUGUAAAGAAUUGUGGUGAUAUUGUCCACAUGCAUGUUGCUGAGAAAGAUUUACCUCACGAGAUGGUAAAAAUUGUUAAAAAGAAGCCAGACUUUCAUGUGAAAGAGAAGAUAUUAACUUUAAUUGAUACUUGGCAAGAAGCUUUUGGAGGACCUAGGGCAAGGUAUCCCCAGUUCUUCAUAGCAUACCAGGAUUUAGUGCGUCUUGGGGCAGUUUUCCCUCAGAGAUCUGAAAAUUCAGCUCCUGUUUUCACUCCAGCACAAUCACAUCCUCUGACAUCUUAUCCCCAAAAUAUUCACAAUCCUGAAUCUAUGCCAGGUGCUGCUGAAUCUUCUGCACAAGCUGAAUUUCCGACAUUGAGCUUGACUGAACUUCAAAAUGCUCGUGGUAUCAUGGAUGUUCUUUCUGAAAUGCUGAAUGCUUUAGACCCUGGUAACAAGGAGGGACUCAAGCAGGAGGUCAUUGUCGAUCUAGUUGGACAGUGCCACGCAUUUAAGCAAAGAGUGGUACAACUGGUUAACUCGACCUCGGAUGAAGCAUUGUUGUCCCAAGGACUAGCCCUGAAUGAUGACCUGCAACGUGUACUAUCAAAGCACGAAUCAAUUGCUUCUGGAACUGCAACCAUUCAAUCAGAGAAGCCGAAACCUGAAUCUUCUCAAGCUUUGGUCCCUGUUGAUACUCCUCUGAUCAGCACUGCUGAUACCGGUAGCAAACAAGCAGAUAAGGGAUCCACAUCCAAUACUAGCUCCCAGAUACCGUUGGCAGUCUCUGGCCCUCCGACUACUAAUCAGGCUACAACUCCAACGAAGGCAGCCGAUCCCAAGAUAGAUCUUUUGAGUGGAGAUGACUACAACUCUUUGGCACUUGUACCCGUCGGACAGCCUCAACCAGCAAGCCCCGUCGCUUCUCAGCAAAAUGCUCUAGUGCUUUUCGACAUGUUCUCAGACAAUAAUCACAAGACAAAUGAUACUCGGCCUCUGAACUCUCCACAACCCUAUUCUUCAUCGCCUCAGUUUCAGCAACAGCAGAAUUUUCAGCCCCCACAACCCUCCUCACCGUACCCAAAUGGAAGCAUUAAUCUCCAAGGUUCUGGUUCUGUCUGGAAUGGCCAGACAACUCCACCUCAGCAGCUGCCGCCUUCUACAGUUUACAGUGCUCAGAGCAGUGGCGCCCUACCCCCUCCACCAUGGGAAGCCCAACUUGACAACAGCGUUUCAGCCUUCACCCAGCCUCAGCAAACCCAACCAUACAACGGCGCCCAUCUUACAAUGAUGGGCAACCACCCCCACCCCCACCCCGCCAUGCCUGUUAACCAAAUGCCGGCCUUGAAUCCAAAUCCGUAUCCCUUCCAGAGCCCACAGCCCAUGGUCAUGUAUCCCCAGCCGAUGCAGAUCAACCCGAUGGGCUACAUGUAUCCCCAGCAGCAGAUUUACGCCAACCAGAUGGUCGGAUUUGGCUACGGGUAUCACUACACCCACACCCAACCCCAACCUCAAAGCCGCCCCCAAUUCCUUCAGCAAAGCAUGUCGGCCCUGUCUCUGAGGGAUGCUGCCUCCGGUGGCGGCGGCCUGCGAAGCUCUCCGUACUCUAUUGCUGCCUCCAAUGCCAGGCCUUCUUCUAAGCCAGAGGACAAACUAUUCGGAGACCUCGUCGAUAUCUCGAAAUUCAAACCCAAAACCACACCUGGUGCAGCUGCUGGGAGCAUGUAAAGAUGAUGAUGAUGAUGAUGGAUGGUUGAGUUGGUCCUAUACUGGUUUCCUUUUGGUUUAUCCUUUGUCGGUGGGUAUCAUAAUCCCUCUCCUCCUUCCAUUGCUGUCUGUCUGUCAGUAUUUCUUCUCAGAACAGCACAGAAAUGGUAACUCUGAAAUUCGUUGGAGAAACAAACAGUUUUCUUUACUAGUGGAGGGUGAAUGUUAAAGAUUUUUUGUUUUUGCUGGUUGAAGUUGGUUGGUGUGUAUUGUGUAUAGUAUAAGUGGUCCUUGAUCAGUUGCAGUAGUGAUGCUCUCUGUAAUAAGCAUAUAAUAAAAGUCGUGGAUUUGAUUGGAUUUC